CGCGCCGGGCCCUGCCGAGCUGGCAGCACUGCACGCCCCGCCCCGCUGCCUCUCUCGGUUCCGGCGCUGGCGGCGGGAAUGGCGGCGCUGAGCCUCACCGUGGACGCGAGCACACCCCCGCUCGGAGCUCUGCUGACAGUGGAGCAUGUGAAGAAUGAUGUUGAAAUUUCAGUGCAAGAAGGCAAAGAAACUAUCCUCUCUGUGUCCGAGCAAGUUUCAUUUACUGAUGUGAAUUCAAUAGCCCGGUACCUGGCUAGAGUUGCUGCCUCUGCUGGGUUGUAUGGCUCGAAUCUGUUGGAACACACUGAGAUUGACCACUGGCUGGAGUUCAGUGCUACACAGUUAUCUACUGCCAGCCAAUUCCCUUCAGCCAUCCAAGAACUCAACCACUGUCUGUCUCUACGGACCUACUUGGUGGGAAACUCUCUGAGUCUUGCAGAUUUGUGUGUCUGGGCUGUACUAAAAGAUAAUAGUACAUGGCAGGAGCAGUUAGAACAAAACAAGGCUCCUGUGCAUGCAAAGCGGUGGUACAGCUUCCUUGAGGUACAACAUGCUUUCCAGUCAGUAGGAGCCAAGUGGGCUGCUGGUACACCAAAGGUUAAAAUGGCAACAGAAAAAGAAAAGAAAGCAGAUGUUGGGAAGUUUGUUGAACUUCCUGGUGCAGAGAUGGGAAAGGUCAUUGUGAGGUUUCCUCCUGAAGCAAGUGGAUAUCUCCAUAUUGGUCAUGCCAAAGCUGCCCUGCUAAAUCAGCACUACCAACUUAACUUCAAAGGAAAGCUUAUUAUGAGAUUUGAUGACACAAAUCCAGAAAAAGAGAAAGAAGACUUUGAAAAGGUUAUUCUUGAAGACGUUGCCAUGCUGCACAUCAAACCAGAUCAAUUUACAUAUACCUCAGAUCACUUUGAAACAAUAAUGAAAUACGCUGAGAAACUUAUUCAGGAAGGGAAGGCUUAUGUGGAUGAUACUCCUGCAGAACAAAUGAAAGCAGAACGUGAGCAAAGAGUGGAAUCUAAACACAGAAAUAACUGUGUUAAUAAGAAUCUACAAAUGUGGGAAGAAAUGAAAAAGGGAACAGAAUAUGGACAAACUUGUUGUCUACGAGCAAAAAUAGAUAUGAGUAGUAAUAAUGGAUGUAUGAGGGAUCCAACUCUUUAUCGUUGUAAAAACCAGCCUCACCCUCGGACAGGAAGUACCUACAAGGUUUAUCCCACAUAUGACUUUGCCUGCCCCAUUGUUGAUAGUAUUGAAGGUGUCACACAUGCACUGAGAACAACGGAAUACCAUGACAGAGAUGAACAAUUCUACUGGAUUAUUGAGGCUCUGGGUAUAAGGAAACCAUAUAUAUGGGAGUAUAGCAGGCUAAACCUCAACAACACUGUGCUCUCCAAGAGAAAGCUCACGUGGUUUGUCAACGAAGGCCUUGUGGAUGGAUGGGAUGACCCAAGAUUUCCCACUGUGCGUGGUGUCCUGAGAAGAGGCAUGACAGUUGAAGGACUAAAACAGUUUAUUGCUGCUCAGGGCUCCUCUCGAUCUGUUGUGAAUAUGGAGUGGGAUAAAAUCUGGUCCUUUAACAAAAAGGUCAUAGACCCAAUAGCACCUCGGUACACUGCUUUACUGAAAGAUGCAGUGGUCCCAGUAAAUAUUCCGGAAGCUCAAGAGGAGAUGAAAGAAGUGGCUAAACACCCAAAGAAUGCUGACGUUGGGUUGAAGCCUGUGUGGUACAGCUCCAGAGUCCUCAUCGAGGGCGCAGAUGCAGAGACCCUGGUGGAGGGAGAGGUGGUUACGUUCAUAAAUUGGGGCAAUAUCAUCAUCACCAAAUUAAACAGAAAUUCAAGUGGAAAAAUUGUGUCCAUCAAUGCCAAGUUGAACUUAGAUAAUAAGGACUUCAAAAAAACUACUAAGAUCACUUGGUUGGCAGAAACUCCACAUGCACCCCUCAUCCCAUCUGUCUGUGUUAAUUAUGAGCAUCUGAUCACUAAGCCAGUUCUAGGUAAAGAUGAAGACUUCAAGCAAUAUAUCAACCGAAAUAGCAAGCAAGAAGAACUGAUGCUGGGUGAUCCGUGCCUUAAGGAGUUAAAAAAAGGAGACAUCAUACAACUUCAGAGGAGAGGAUUCUUUAUUUGUGAUCAGCCCUAUGAGCCAGUGAGUCCGUACAGCUGUAAAGAUGCCCCAUGCAUUUUGAUUUACAUCCCUGAUGGACACACUAAAGAAAUGCCAACAUCUGGGUCAAAAGAGAAGACCAAAGCUGAAACUGCAAAGAAAGAGGCUCGUUCAACUGUAAAAGGAAAAUCUGCUCCAGUUGUUGGUCAUGCCUCUACUCCAUCCUGUGCUGAAACAUCUGAAGGUCACUUGAUCAUCUACAGCAAGGUGGCUGCACAGGGCGAUGUAGUUCGUGACUUGAAGGCUAGGAAGGCAGCAAAGGAAGAUAUUGAUAAAGCUGUGAAACAACUGCUGGCCUUAAAAGCAGAAUACAAAGAGAAGACAGGCCAGGAGUAUAAGCCAGGAAAUCCUCCAGUAUCUGGAAGGGCACAGUCAUCAAAGCUUGAGACCGCUGGUACCUUGGACAGUAAAGCUCUGUAUGAUAAAGUAGCAGAACAAGGAGAAGUGGUCCGAAAACUGAAAGCUGAGAAAGCAUCUAAGGAUCAAAUAGAUGAAGCAGUAAAACUCCUCCUUUCUCUAAAAGCUGAAUACAAGGAAAAGAAUGGGCAGGAGUACAAGCCAGGACACCCACCAACAGCUCAGGGGGCUUUGCCUCAGACAUCAAACACAGUAUCCAGCGGUCCAGAUACUCCUGAAGCUAAAGCCCUGUUUAGCAAAGUAGCUCUUCAAGGAGAUGAAGUUAGGAAAUUAAAAGCAGAAAAAGCAGAUAAGGAAAAAAUAGACGUGGCUGUUAAAGAACUUCUUCAGUUGAAGGCCCAGUAUAAGUCUGUUGCAGGAGUUGACUAUAAACCAGUGUCUGCUAGUGGUGUAGAUGACAAAGACAAAAAGAAGAAAGAGAAGGAGAACAAGUCUGAAAAGCAGAGUAAGCAACAGAAGCAAAAUGAUGGCCCCAAAAAAGAACCUUUGCAAGGACAGAGUGGUAAUGAGCGCUCCUCAAAUGGAUCAGGAGAGGGCCAAGGCCCUAAGAAGCAAACCAGGCUGGGUCUAGAAGCUAAAAAAGAAGAAAAUCUUUCAGAGUGGUUCUCUCAGGUGAUCACAAAAUCAGAGAUGAUUGAAUACUAUGAUGUGAGUGGCUGUUACAUUCUUCGUCCUUGGGCUCAUGCUAUUUGGGAAGCCAUCAAAGACUUCUUUGAUGCAGAGAUCAAGAAACUUGGAGUGGAAAACUGCUACUUCCCCAUGUUUGUGUCCCAGGCUGCCCUAGAGACAGAGAAGUCUCAUAUUGCUGACUUUGCUCCUGAGGUUGCUUGGGUCACAAGAUCUGGGAAAACAGAACUGGCUGAACCAAUUGCUAUACGUCCCACAAGUGAAACAGUAAUGUAUCCUUCCUAUGCAAAGUGGGUGCAGUCACACAGGGAUCUUCCUAUCAAGCUUAAUCAGUGGUGCAGUGUUGUGCGCUGGGAGUUCAAACACCCCCAGCCUUUCCUUCGGACUCGUGAGUUCCUUUGGCAGGAGGGUCACACAGCAUUUGCAACAUACGAAGAAGCAGCAGAGGAGGUGCUGCAGAUACUUGAUCUCUAUGCUCGGGUGUAUGAGGAUCUCUUGGCAAUACCUGUUGUGAAAGGAAGAAAGACAGAGAAGGAGAAGUUUGCUGGGGGGGAUUAUACAACCACUUUAGAGGCGUUUAUAUCUGCCAGUGGAAGAGCUAUCCAGGGAGCAACAUCACAUCAUUUAGGGCAGAAUUUCUCAAAGAUGUUUGAAAUUGUGUUUGAAGAUCCCAAGAAGCCAGGAGAAAAACAGUUUGCUUAUCAGAAUUCCUGGGGCAUUACAACUCGGACCAUUGGUGUAAUGACAAUGAUUCAUGGAGAUAACAUGGGAUUGGUACUCCCACCUCGUGUAGCCUGUAUUCAGGUUGUAAUUAUUCCCUGUGGUAUCACAAACUCCCUUUCUGAAGAGGACAGAGAAGCUCUGUUGAAGAAAUGUAAUGAAUAUCGUAGCAGGCUGCUUGCUGUCAACAUCCGUGUCCGGGCUGAUUUAAGAGACAACUACUCACCUGGCUGGAAGUUCAACCACUGGGAACUCAAGGGUGUCCCAGUCAGAGUUGAAGUGGGACCACGAGACAUGAAGAGCCAACAGUUUGUAGCUGUUAGAAGAGACACAGGGCAGAAGCUGACAUUGUCUGAACAUGAAGCAGAAGAGAAACUUAAGCAGAUCUUGGAGGAGAUCCAUGCAAACCUUUACAGCAGAGCAUCCGAGGACCUAAAAAGUCAUAUGGUGGUGGCCAGUAAUAUGGAGGACUUUCAAAAAGAGCUUGAUUCAGGAAAGAUUGUACAAAUCCCUUUCUGUGGGGAAAUUGAGUGUGAGGACUGGAUCAAGAAGACCACUGCCAGGGAUCAAGAUCUUGAGCCUGGUGCUCCAUCCAUGGGAGCAAAAAGCCUCUGCAUACCUUUCCAGCCACUCCGUGAACUCCAGCCUGGAACAAGAUGUGUGUGCAGCAAAAACCCUGCCAAGUUCUACACCCUCUUUGGUCGUAGUUACUAAAUCACUAGUGAAAGAACCUUCUCCUUUAUCUGUGAAUUGAACUUUUUUUAAUAAGACUGAAAUAGCCCCUUAAUCUUCAAUCGGUUUUGUGACCUUUUUAAAUAAUUCAAAGACAAAGCCAUAAACCAUAACCUGGCUCCCCAGUGGUCAGUCUUAGGCUAGCAGUAAUUCACAGACUUUUCUGUAAACAUCUCCAAUAAAAUAAAGAUGUAUUGUGAGCUGCAA
Molecule: messenger RNA, 4863 nt
Organism: Onychostruthus taczanowskii (white-rumped snowfinch)
Lineage: Eukaryota; Metazoa; Chordata; Aves; Passeriformes; Passeridae
Gene: EPRS1
Product: glutamyl-prolyl-tRNA synthetase 1
Exons: 32
Coding region: 79-4638 (1519 amino acids)
Biological process (GO): glutamyl-tRNA aminoacylation; translation; prolyl-tRNA aminoacylation
Cellular component (GO): cytoplasm; aminoacyl-tRNA synthetase multienzyme complex
Molecular function (GO): proline-tRNA ligase activity; ATP binding; glutamate-tRNA ligase activity
Source: RefSeq, a predicted model, not a curated record